AUGGCAGUCUCUGCUACAUCUCAGGCCUACUGGCUUGCUUUGGUCAGGGCAGAAGCUGAGAGAGUCAGAGUAAAUGAGACCAUUGUGUUUACUUUGUCCUUGUUUCUUUUCCAGGUGUCCCUGGAUUUCAGCAUCGGUACUUUUCAUGUUGAGGUAAAAGAAUGGAAUGAAAAAGGAAUGGAGAGAUGGAAAUCCCAUCGGAGGCAGAAACGAGAAUGGAUUAAAUUUGCUGCUGCCUGUAGGGAAGGAGAAGAUAAUUCAAAAAGAAACCCAAUUGCAAGAAUACGAUCAGACUGUGAAAACACGCAGCCAAUUAUAUAUAAAAUAAGUGGAGUAGGUAUUGAUCAACAUCCUGUGGGAGUAUUUGUCAUCAACCAGAAGACUGGUGAAAUUAAUAUAACAAAAAUAGUAGAUCGAGAGGAGACUCCAAUGUUUGUGAUUCACUGUCAUGCUAUAAAUAUUAUGACUGGAAAAUCAGUAGAAACACCUCUUGAUCUUCGUGUUCGCGUUCUGGAUAUAAAUGACAAUCCACCAAUAUUUACACAACACAUGUUCUCAGGGUCAAUAAUAGAAAGCAGCAUGGAGAAUACAUUUGUAAUGAAAAUAACUGCUACAGAUGCUGAUGAGCCAAAUAAUUUAAAUUCCAAAAUUGCCUACAAGAUUGAAAGCCAGAGUCCUCCAGGCCCAUUACUGUUUAUCUUGAACACAGAGAAUGGAGAACUUCACAUUGCAAAAGCUCUUGAUAGAGAGGAACAAAGUCAAUAUACUCUUGUUGUCAAAGCCUCAGAUAGAAAUGGAGGGCCAGAUGGAAUAUCAUCAGAAUGUUUGUGUCAGGUUAAAGUUCAGGAUGUGAAUGAUAAUUUUCCUACUCUUUCACAGAGCUCGUUUUCAGUAUCAAUUCUAGAAAAUUCAUUGAGUCAGGAGCUGCUGAGGAUACAGGUAUUUGAUGCAGAUCAAGAAUUUACAGAUAACUGGUUUGCAGAAUUUUUCUUUAUCUCUGGAAAUGAAAACCACAACUUUGAGAUCACAAUAGACAGAACGACUAAUGAAGGUAUCAUGAGUGUUGUAAAGGAAUUUGAUUAUGAACAAUUUUCAACCAUAAACAUUAAUAUUGGUGUGCGAAAUAUCGCCCCUUUCCACUCUUCAGUGGCUUCUCUUUAUCAACCUAUUGGAACCCCAAUUGUGGUACGGAUAACUAAUGUAAUUGAAGGACCAGCUUUUCGUCCAUCUACACUGACCAUCACUGCAUCUGAGAGCUUAACAAGUGAAACUAUACUCACUUACACUGUUGGGACAUUCCAAGCCAUUGAUCAGGAUACUGGAAAAGUUGCCACAAAUAUUCGGUAUGAGAUAGGCCGUGAUCCUGCUGCCUGGUUUCAAAUCAAUCCUCAAACAGCUGUGAUCACCUUUAAGAAAACUAUUGAUCGAGAAUCAAUUUAUGUAGUCAAAGGAGUAUACACAGCAGAGGUGCUUGCAAUUACCAGAGACAGCCCUUACACAACAGCCACUGGCACUAUUAUGCUUACUAUUCAAGAUGUCAAUGAUAAUUGUCCCGUUGUGACUGAGGAGAUCAGGAGAGUAUGUAUGGACAAUCCAAACGUGGUGAUCACAGCUAAAGAUCCAGAUGAUUCUCCAUAUGGACCACCCUUUAAAUUUAGUAUUGUCACUCAGCCUCAAGACAGCUCAUGGGAUAUCAAAACGAUAAAUGUUACUUCAGCAGCUCUGUUCACUAACAACAUAGAGUUCAUAAUUUAUGAGGUCCAAGUCAAAGUGAUCGACAACAGUGGCAAAAGCUGUCAAAGGCCACUGGUAAUUCCUCUGCAGGCCUGUCACUGUGAUCAAAAUGGAAUGUGUAUCAAAAUGGCUACCAAGAGAGUCAAAAUUAUAAUUAUUGGUGGCGGUGGAGCCGGUGGAGGAGCGGGUGGUGGAGGAGCAGGUGGUGGUGGAGCAGGUGGUGGAGGAGCAGGUGGAGGAGGAGCAGGUGGUGGAGGAGCAGGUGGAGGAGGAGCAGGUGGUGGAGGAGCAGGUGGUGGAGGAGCAGGUGGUGGAGGAACUGGUGGAGGAGGAGCAGGUGGAGGAGGAACAGGUGGAGGAGGAACAGGUGGAGGAGGAACAGGUGGCAUUGACUGGGGAACAGGUGGUGGUGGUGGUAUAGGUGGCAUUGAUGACACACAUGGGCAUGGUGGCACUAGUGGGCAUGCUAUUGAUGUAGGAGGAGCGAAGCAAAAUGGUGGAGAAACUUCUCUUAGUGCUGCUGCCAUUGGCCUGAUGCUUCUUGGAGGAUUAAUAUUUGUGUUGGUACCAAUUCUGAUGUCACAGAGUGAUUGUUUGGGUUAUCUGGGAUCCAGACAGGCUGGUGGAGUGGGAGCUGGAUUUGAGCCUGUGCCUGAAUGCACAGAAGGAGCUAUCCAUUCCUGGGGAAUUGAAGGAGCACAGCCUGAAGACCGGGAUGUGUCAAAUAUCUGUGCACCAGUAACUGCUGCAAGUAAAGGGGAGUUUGCAGAUUCUUCAGAUAUCUACACAACUAAAUAUGGUGAUGGAAGAAUGGUGAGUUCAAGAGUUGAAGAAACAACAGGACUUGGAGCAGCAAAAGGCUAUGGAACUACACUUGGUUAUGGGACAACCACUGGCUAUGGGACAAUGGGACGGAAAGAUACAUUUGGAGGAAUAAAAGAAUACCGAGAAAGUGGUGUGAAUAUGGCUUUCCUAGACAGCUACUUCUCUGAGAAAGCAUUUGCCUACGCUGAUGAAGAUGAAGGCAGACCUGCAAAUGAUUGUCUCCUAAUAUAUGAUCAUGAGGGCAUAGGCACUCCUGCUGGUUCCAUUGGCUGUUGCAGUUUUAUUGGGGAUGAUCUGGACGAUUCCUAUUUGGAUACACUGGGUCCUAAGUUUAAGACCUUGGCAGAGAUCUGCUUGGGAAGAGAGAUUGAGCCCUUCCCAGAUCCCAGUAUGCCUCUACCCAAUCCUGAUAUUGAGGUAAAUCUGCCACCACCUGGAACCACAAUUGUUGUUAACACAUCUUCAUCUAUGCCUCAACCUACUGCCUUUGGUGGUACCACCGUUGUUAGAGAAAAUACUUACACAACUACUUCCAAUGUACAACCUCCAAGGCCAAUACCUGAUCCUAUGCUCCAUGGUAACGUAGUUGUAACAGAAACAUAUACUUCAGGUUCAACAAUGAAGCCCCCCACACUUAAUGUUGAUUCUCUGAGUGGAUCAAAUGUUGUGGUUAGAGAAAGAGUGCUGGCUCCUGCCCCAGUCACCGAUAUCCAUGGCAUGAUAGAUAUUCCUGACCUACCAGGUGGGUCAAAUGUUGUGGUCACAGAAAGAGUAAUUGCUCCUAAUUCAAGGUUACCAGCUUCUUUGAGCAUUCCCAAUCUGACCGAAGGGUCAAAUGUAGUUGUGACCGAAAGAGUAAUUCGACCUGCUGCUAGCGUACAUGGCAACAUGACCCUCCCUUCUGACAUAUCAAAUGCCCGUAAUGUGGUUGUAACUGAAAGAGUUGUGUCUGGAGCAGGAGCGAGUGGUGGCCCUGGAAAUCUAAGUGGUGGUCCUAAUCCAUUGUUGGCUUCUGAUAAUCUUCUUAGUCAAACAAUUGGAACAGUUUCUCCUGGUACAACUCGAAGAAGGGUAACAAAAUACAGCACUAUACAGUAUUCUAAUUAAUAAAGAUCACUUGUGACUACAUGUUUCCCCUACCCCUUUUUGUUUUUUAGAUUUGCUGCUAAAUAAUGUUUUUAUUAUUUAUAGGUAGCAAAUCAAAAAAUCAGAGAAAAAGUAUUCUUGUCUGAAACAGAAUCUCCUAACGUUACUUAGUCAUAAGCCAAAAUAUAGGAGCACUGCCAAUUUAAGAAAAUGCUGAUAUAUUGCCUUUGGAAACAUGAUAGUGUACAUAAUGGAGGAAUCACUAACAGGGCCUUUUGUAUAUAUCUGCUGUUGAGCAAUAUUUGGACCAACAUAUCACUUCCUCUUUGUACUUAUUAACACCAUGGUAAGGGAAUGCAACUGUGCACAAAGUGAUUUAUAGGAACUGUAAAAUUCUGGAAUUCCUUACUGUAUUUUAAAGCAGUUGCACAGAAACUGUUCCAAAUUCAGCAUAAUUUAGUUUCAUCUUAAAACAGUUAGUCAACAUAAGCAACCGGACAAAAAAGUGUCAUUAGAAAAAAAUGGCAUAUAUUAAUUCUGUAUCUCUGAAUAAGACCCUGUGUGAAUUACAGUCAAUAUAGCAGUCCUUAAGAAUGACAAUACUCUGCUGUAACAAUAGAAAUAUACAGGUUGUUAACAGAUUUAGGCAGCAUAUCAUGUAUUGUGAAAGUAUUUGUUAAAUUUCAUUUAAAUUUCCAUUUCAAUCAUAUAGCAAAAAACAGCAACAAUCACCUUUAUCUGAUUAUACAGAGAUAAAGGUGCUAUAUGUAAUUUAAACAGAAAUUUGAAUACCAAAAUAUUUUUCUCCCAAGAAAAUAAAGACACAAGGUCUCUACAUGUUUAAAUCCCAAAUGCUGAGCUAUUAAAAUAAAACAUUGCUUCAUUAUUCAGAAUCCAAAAAGCUAUUUCAGACGUAGAAUUGACAGAAAAGUGGUAGAAAUUUAGAUCUAUUCAUUUUUUAAUAAAAAAUCACAAUGCACUAUUGCUAGUCAUUCCCUAUUGAUACAUGAUUAUGAAAAUUUUAAAACAAAUGUUGAUUCCAUUCUCAAAUAAAAGACUUCAGAUGACUUCCCAUCAAUUUUUAAUAAUUUAAUUCUAAUAAAACCCUGCUGUUUCAGAGCAACAGCUCAUAACCAUGUUUGGCAUGAAAAAAUAACACAGUUUUUUAGAACCUGACCUUUACAUUUUAGUUAUGUACCAUAUGUAAACUAAAAGUAGCUCCAAUAUAGAGAAUACACUCCAAUGUAAAUACAGUUGUUAAACACAGGGAAAUUUUCCUCACCAGAUUAUGGUAAACUAUCCCUUUUACCUUUUAUGUACACUAUUAGUUUUGGUAUAGAAUUCUAUAGAAGAGUAAGGAUAUGGGUUUUUGUCUCUACUCCUGGUGUUUAAUUUUCUUCCCAAUUUAACAUGCAUGUUGAUCAUCCCAAAGAUACUAAAUAAGAUGUAAAUAUAAUAGCAAUUUCUGGUAUAUCUAGCAACUUUAUCUAGUAUCCACACUUGAUUUUUCUUUUGCAGAAACCUUCCCAUUCAGCUCUUUUUCCUACAUACAAAAAUAUGACAGUGAUCUGUACCUUUAAUUUGUCUUUAUAUCUUUUUAAAAAAAUCUGCCCAAAGCAACUUGAAACCUUGCAAAAUAUUCAAAUUGUGCAUAUUUAUAUUGUAAUUCUUUCCCAAAUAAUCCUGGAAAUCAUAGUUUCAAAUAUGAGAUAUCUUUCACUUACUUCCCCUAAUUACUAAUCUGAUUAUGUCUUGUAAUCAUUUAAUGAAACACUGCUCAUUAUGUAAUUAUUUAAUGCCACACCUAUUUUGUUACAUGCAGAAAUCACCCCAGUCACCACUGUAUUUGUGCAUAGUUCAAGUAUGAAAAGUUUUAUGCCUGUACAAAAUUAACACCCAUCUUUUAAUUAAAAUCUCUGUUUCAUUCUUGAGCCAGCAUGACACUUCCAUGUGUGUAGAAAAGGGACAGAGCUGUUGUUGCAAUGCUAUAACACUGUUUAUGUUGUCUAACCCACCCCCUUGCUCCCCUUAUGAACUUUGCUGCCCAGGUUUGAUUCGGUUAUAGUAAUACAGGCAGUGGUGGGAUUCAAAUAUGUGAACAACUGGUUCUCUGUGUGGAUGCCGCCUCCAGAAGUCCAUUCUGGGCCUGGGCAACAAAAAAUUAGCUACCGGUUCUGCUGAAGUAGUGCAAACCGGCUGAAUCCCACCACUGAAUACAGGGUAAAGCCAAUGCUAUUAAGUAGUAAUUUAAAUUCCUCCGUUAAAGGGAAUAUUAUUUAACUGUACCCAUGACAAUAUGUUGAACAAUAUACAGAACUGCUGCAACGCUGGGGGCCGAAAUUUUUUUUUGUAUUAUUUGACCUUGUAAGCUAAAAUCCAUUGCAAAUGUUUCUCCACAGGAGGAAUCACAAAGUCUAUUGAUAAAUGGCCUUUUAUAAAUAUAUUUCACAUUUAUAUUUUAUAAAAGGCAUCAACACAAGCCUUAUAGGUGUACUUCUUACAACAUGUGUAAUGAGUUAAAAUAUUAUGACGUCAUAAUAUUACAAGGCUGCAUUUGCAGUCAUUUUUUAAAUUAUUUUUAUUCUUCUGAAAGCAAAUUUUAUGUUUGAAUUCAUGUUGGAUGCAAGUAAUUCCAAUUAAAACAUUUUCAAUGAGCAUCCUUCUAGGAAAUAAUUGUCUUUAACUGCCCUGAUUCUCUUUACAAAUUUAAUACUGAAAAAAUGUAGGCUUUUUUGUUUUCCAAAACAAACAAGUCUGACAUUCAAGUCAAGAUGUCUAAAUCCUUUCUAACCAUAACCUCCCAUCGCUGGUUUUGGGUGUGAUUGCUUUUAAGAAAGAAUGUUUUCUCGGGGAAUGAAAUGUCACAGCUGUGGGAUUACAAUAAAUUUGCACACAAGCGUAAAUUUGAAGAUGUAACAUAAUAUGAAUAAAAUGUCUGGGCAAAUU
Molecule: messenger RNA, 6591 nt
Organism: Protobothrops mucrosquamatus (brown spotted pit viper)
Lineage: Eukaryota; Metazoa; Chordata; Lepidosauria; Squamata; Viperidae
Product: desmoglein-1
Exons: 17
Coding region: 1-3666 (1221 amino acids)
Biological process (GO): homophilic cell-cell adhesion
Cellular component (GO): plasma membrane; desmosome
Molecular function (GO): calcium ion binding
Source: RefSeq, a predicted model, not a curated record